CCUCUGUUCCUCACAUCACAUGCCCUCCUUUCUCUCGCUUUCUCUCUGCACACACUUUUUUCUGAUACUCUCUCCCUCUCUUUAACAAUGGUGGAACCUGCAGAUAUGAAGGGAGCGGCAAAGAUAGUGCCUUUGUUGAAGGAUGAGCUUGAUAUUGUUAUACCAACAAUAAGGAAUCUUGAUUUCUUGGAAAUGUGGAGGCCAUUUUUUGAGGCUUACCAUCUUAUUAUUGUUCAAGAUGGUGAUCCAUCUAAGACCAUCACUGUCCCUGAUGGUUUUGACUAUGAACUCUAUAACAGAAAUGAUAUUAACAGGAUUUUGGGUCCUAAAGCCUCUUGCAUUUCCUUUAAGGACUCUGCUUGUCGCUGCUUUGGCUACAUGGUGUCAAAGAAGAAGUAUAUUUUCACUAUUGAUGAUGAUUGCUUUGUUGCUAAAGAUCCUUCUGGCAAGCCAAUCAAUUCACUUGAGCAGCAUAUCAAGAACCUUCUAUCCCCAUCCACUCCGUUUUUCUUCAAUACCCUUUAUGAUCCUUACAGAGAUGGAGCAGAUUUUGUUCGCGGGUACCCUUUCAGCCUUCGCGAGGGUGCCCCUACUGCUGUUUCUCAUGGUCUCUGGCUCAACAUUCCUGAUUAUGAUGCACCUACUCAGCUUGUCAAGCCUCUGGAGAGGAAUACUAGGUAUGUUGAUGCUGUUUUGACAAUUCCAAAGGGUACAUUGUUCCCUAUGUGUGGUAUGAAUUUAGCAUUCAACCGUGAGUUGAUUGGCCCUGCAAUGUACUUUGGUCUUAUGGGUGAUGGUCAGCCAAUUGGUCGCUAUGACGAUAUGUGGGCAGGCUGGUGCACCAAGGUCAUUUGUGAUCAUCUGGGACUAGGGGUCAAGACUGGUUUGCCUUAUAUCUAUCACAGUAAGGCAAGCAAUCCAUUUGUGAAUCUAAGAAAAGAGUACAAAGGCAUUUUCUGGCAGGAAGAGAUCAUUCCAUUCUUCCAAGCAGCUACGCUGCCAAAAGAUUGCACCACCGUUCAAAAAUGCUACAUUGAACUGUCAAAGCAAGUCAAGGAGAAGCUCAGCAAGGUUGAUCCAUACUUUGAUAAGCUUGCCGAUGCUAUGGUUACUUGGAUUGAAGCCUGGGAUGAGCUUAACCCAUCUGGAGCUUCUACUAAAGCAGCUAACGGCAAAGCAUAAUUAACAAUUUCAAUUGGAGCAAAUUUUCUUUCUCAAAUAAUCAAUUCAAUACCAAGCCAAAAAAAGAAAAACUGAAAUUUAUACUUCUUAUAUUGUAUUUUUAUUUCUGACCAGUGUGGUCAAAUGCUUGGAUUUUGUCAUCUGGGCAUGUAGUUUUACUUUUAUCCAUUUAACAUCUUGUAACAAACUUUUCAGAAAUAAAAGUUCUUGGAAUUUUGGACACUUUAA
Molecule: messenger RNA, 1410 nt
Organism: Jatropha curcas
Lineage: Eukaryota; Viridiplantae; Streptophyta; Magnoliopsida; Malpighiales; Euphorbiaceae
Gene: RGP1
Product: reversibly glycosylated polypeptide 1
Biological process (GO): UDP-L-arabinose metabolic process; plant-type cell wall organization or biogenesis
Cellular component (GO): plant-type cell wall; Golgi apparatus; cytosol
Molecular function (GO): UDP-arabinopyranose mutase activity
Source: RefSeq, a predicted model, not a curated record